Molecule: messenger RNA, 354 nt
Organism: Laetiporus sulphureus 93-53
Lineage: Eukaryota; Fungi; Basidiomycota; Agaricomycetes; Polyporales; Laetiporaceae
Exons: 3
Source: RefSeq, a predicted model, not a curated record
CCCUCACUGACUGCUGCCAUACUUCUCGACUCCUGCAAAACUAUCCCAAAGCUGAAUGGAGAAGUCACUCGCAUCGGUUGCGGUGGCUAUAAUCUCCGAGAUGCUUUGCACUGGAAAGAGGCGCUAUACACUCAAGUACAGAAUACUGUGCAUCAUUUAGCGGAUGCGCAUCUGCAAAUACAUACAUCAUUUUCGAAGCAGCCGUUCCAGGAUCUUCAAACGGUCUACACUCUGGCAGCCAAUGACCAUCCAUUCUUGAUGAAGUAUGAGAACAACUGGGCUGUAGCGGACUUUCUCCAUGUGUACCUCAAGAACAAGUCAGCAUCUACAAAGAAAAAGAUGAUGGCAGAAUGA